GAUGUCUCCGCUCUUGGUGAAACCGGCGUCCGGUGUAUAAAUACAAUAUUGUAUAUAAAAUGCAUUUAAGACGUUUAGGAAGUUUUUAUUUCUAAAAAGUCACUCAUCAUGUACGAACUUCUAAACGAUAUUUUGCAAUGCAUCGAAUUCGUGUCCAGAAGCGUAAUGCCUAACCUUGCAGAAAUAGUAGAAACGUGGGACAGAUGCUCGCAGUUGUACGCUGGUGUUGUAGACAAAAUUAACGUGGCUUGGAGGGCUCCUUUGGAUACAGAAUUUUUAGAAGAAUUCCCUGAUAUUAGAACUAAAGUGGCAAAAAAACUUGAAUGGCUUGGAAAUGACCAACUUUCUGUCUUACGUUUACUUAUUGGACGCAUGUUUAACAUAAAUGAAUGUCUCAAAAUUAAAUUGGAUAGGAUUAACAUCAGACUUGAGCAAAUAUCAUUUGAAGAACAUAAUGAGCUUAAGCAUUCAGUCCGAGAACAUGUCAUGUGGAUAGAAGACUGUUGGACAUGUCUCCAUUGCUUCUACAUGCAACUUGAUUUUGCAAUGAUGUCAUUAAUUGUAUCAGAUGAAGAAUCAGCAUCAAAUCUAGUAAAAGCUAUUCAACAAGAUGAAAAGGAUAAAUCAACCAUUGGAAAAUCACAAAUUUAUAUGCAAAGCUGCUUAAGUCUAAUUAAGUUUUUAUCGAAUAAAACAAAGAUUAAACAGUUUUGCCUAUAAAUUGGAUUUUCCUAUUUAUCCAUAUUGUUCCUCUAAAAUAUAUUGUGAAUAAAAAAAUAAAAUUCUAAUGU
Acyrthosiphon pisum (pea aphid) is the source of this 791-nucleotide messenger RNA. RefSeq lists its product as uncharacterized. The record is from RefSeq and is marked predicted. Lineage: Eukaryota; Metazoa; Arthropoda; Insecta; Hemiptera; Aphididae.